Bombina bombina (fire-bellied toad) is the source of this 4443-nucleotide messenger RNA. Its product is annotated as surfeit locus protein 1. Bases 93 to 1016 code for a protein of 307 amino acids. The transcript has 9 exons. Gene Ontology annotation, cellular component: membrane; mitochondrion. The record is from RefSeq and is a predicted model, not a curated record. NCBI's taxonomy places the organism in Eukaryota, Metazoa, Chordata, Amphibia, Anura, Bombinatoridae. Gene Ontology annotation, biological process: mitochondrial respiratory chain complex IV assembly.
AGUUACUUAACCUGGAAGUUUUUAUUACGCAACAGGAAUACCGGAACAGACGUCACAUGUUAUGACAUUCGUCCUCAUCUAGUCCUGUGGUCAUGUCUGUGUUUAGGUUACUGCUGGGGACUAGAACGUUGUUGCUGCCCCGACCACAAUUCCAGGGUCUGCGUGGCCACGUGAGGAUAUCCCUGGCUAGACUUUGCACAUCUAAAUGCCAGACGCCCUCCCAGAAGGGUCUUCGCUUUGGGUCACUGAGGUCUGUUAGCUCUUUGGCUGCUGCUGAGGAAUCCAGUGAAGAUGCUGCGCUCAAGUGGAUCCUCCUGCUUAUCCCAGUGGCCACGUUCAGCCUGGGCACCUGGCAGGUUCAGCGGCGCAAGUGGAAGCUGAAACUCAUAGAGGAGCUGGAAACUCGAGUUAACACAGCACCAGUCCCACUGCCAACCGACCCUGCGGAGCUCAGAACAAUGGAGUACUGUCCGGUGAAGGUCAGAGGUCACUUUAAUCACUCUAAUGAGCUCUAUUUGCUGCCACGUACACUGCUGGACCCAGAGAGGGAAGCUAGGAGCGCUGGCCAGCUGUCCUCCAGCACAGAGAGCGGGGCGCACGUAGUAACACCCUUCUACUGCACGGAUCUAGGAAUCACUAUCCUGGUGAACCGAGGAUUUGUCCCCAGGAAGAGGAUUAAUCCAGAAGUUCGACAGAAAGGGCAGGUUUCAGGUGAAAUAGAUCUUGUGGGAAUUGUACGACUCACAGAGACACGGAAGCCGUUUGUGCCUGAAAAUGACCCAGUUAGGAACCGAUGGCAUUACCGAGACCUGGCAGCCAUGGCACAAGCUACUGGCGCAGAGCCCAUCCUUAUAGAUGCAAAUCUGGGUAGCACUGUCCCAGGGGGGCCCAUUGGUGGGCAGACCAGGGUGACCUUGCGAAAUGAGCACAUGCAGUAUAUAGUAACCUGGUACGGGCUGUGUGCAGCCACAACAUAUUUAUGGUGCAAGAAGUUCAUACGCAGAGCAGCUGUAUAGCAGAGCGUAUACUGAGCCUGGCAUCCAGCACCUUAUAUAACAACGCAAGUCACAUCUGACCCAGUACAACCAGAACUACAUGCUGAGACAUGAGGCUGUGAUUGGCUGAAUUAUCAGAGAAUCCUCCCUAACCACAACCAGAACUACAUGCUGAGACAUGAGGCUAUGAGCGGCUGAAUUAUCAGAGAAUCCUCCCUAACCACAACCAGAACUACAUGCUGAGACAUGAGGCUAUGAGCGGCUGAAUUAUCAGAGAAUCCUCCCUAACCACAACCAGAACUACAUGCUGAGACAUGAGGCUAUGAGCGGCUGAAUUAUUAGAGAAUCCUCCCUAACCACAACCAGAACUACAUGCUGAGAUAUGAGGCUAUGAGCGGCUGAAUUAUCAGAGAAUCCUCCCUAACUACAACCAGAACUACAUGCUGAGACAUGAGGCUAUGAGCGGCUGAAUUAUUAGAUAAUCCUCCCUAACCACAACCAGAACUACAUGCUGAGACAUGAGGCUAUGAGCGGCUGAAUUAUCAGAGAAUCCUCCCUAACCACAACCAGAACUACAUGCUGAAACAUGAGGCUAUGAGCGGCUGAAUUAUCAGAGAAUCCUCCUUAACCACAACCAGAACUACAUGCUGAGACAUGAGGCUAUGAGCGGCUGAAUUAUCAGAGAAUCCUCCUUAACCACAACCAGAACUACAUGCUGAGACAUGAGGCUAUGAGCGGCUGAAUUAUCAGAGAAUCCUCCUUAACCACAACCAGAACUACAUGCUGAGACAUGAGGCUAUGAGCGGCUGAAUUAUCAGAGAAUCCUCCUUAACCACAACCAGAACUACAUGCUGAGACAUGAGGCUAUGAGCGGCUGAAUUAUCAGAGAAUCCUCCUUAACCACAACCAGAACUACAUGCUGAGACAUGAGGCUAUGAGCGGCUGAAUUAUCAGAGAAUCCUCCCUAACUACAACCAGAACUACAUACUGAGACAUGAGGCUGUGAUUGGCUGAAUUAUCAGAGAAUCCUCCCUAACCACAACCAGAACUACAUGCUGAGACAUGAGGCUAUGAGCGGCUGAAUUAUCAGAGAAUCCUCCCUAACCACAACCAGAACUACAUGCUGAGACAUGAGGCUUUGAGCGGCUGAAUUAUCAGAGAAUCCUCCCUAACCACAACCAUAACUACAUGCUGAGACAUGAGGCUAUGAGCGGCUGAAUUAUUAGAGAAUCCUCCCUAACCACAACCAGAACUACAUGCUGAGACAUGAGGCUUUGAGCGGCUGAAUUAUCAGAGAAUCCUCCCUAACCACAACCAGAACUACAUGCUGAGACAUGAGGCUAUGAGCGGCUGAAUUAUCAGAGAAUCCUCCCUAACCACAACCAGAACUACAUGCUGAGACAUGAGGCUAUGAGCGGCUGAAUUAUCAGAGAAUCCUCCUUAACCACAACCAGAACUACAUGCUGAGACGUGAGGCUAUGAGCGGCUGAAUUAUCAGAGAAUCCUCCCUAACCACAACCAGAACUACAUGCUGAGACAUGAGGCUGUGAUUGGCUGAAUUAUCAGAGAAUCCUCCCUAACCACAACCAGAACUACAUGCUGAGACAUGAGGCUGUGAUUGGCUGAAUUAUCAGAGAAUCCUCCCUAACCACAACCAGAACUACAUGCUGAGACAUGAGGCUAUGAGCAGCUGAAUUAUCAGAGAAUCCUCCCUAACCACAACCAGAACUACAUGCUGAGACAUGAGGCUAUGAGCGGCUGAAUUAUCAGAGAAUCCUCCUUAACCACAACCAGAACUACAUGCUGAGACAUGAGGCUGUGAUUGGCUGAAUUAUCAGAGAAUCCUCCCUAACAACAACCAGAACUACAUGCUGAGACAUGAGGCUAUGAGCGGCUGAAUUAUCAGAGAAUCCUCCUUAACCACAACCAGAACUACAUACUGAGACAUGAGGCUGUGAUUGGCUGAAUUAUCAGAGAAUCCUCCCUAACCACAACCAGAACUACAUGCUGAGACAUGAGGCUAUGAGCCGCUGAAUUAUCAGAGAAUCCUCCCUAACCACAACCAGAACUACAUGCUGAGACAUGAGGCUAUGAGCCGCUGAAUUAUCAGAGAAUCCUUCCUAACCACAACCAGAACUACAUGCUGAGACAUGAGGCUGUGAUUGGCUGAAUUAUCAGAGAAUCCUCCCUAACCACAACCAGAACUACAUGCUGAGACGUGAGGCUAUGAGCGGCUGAAUUAUCAGAGAAUCCUCCCUAACCACAACCAGAACUACAUGCUGAGACGUGAGGCUGUGAUUGGCUGAAUUAUCAGAGAAUCCUCCCUAACCACAACCAGAACUACAUACUGAGACAUGAGGCCAUGAGCGGCUGAAUUAUCAGAGAAUCCUCCCUAACCACAAUCAGAACUACAUGCUGAGACAUGAGGCUAUGAGCAGCUGAAUUAUCAGAGAAUCCUCCCUAACCACAACCAGAACUACAUGCUGAGACAUGAGGCUAUGAGCGGCUGAAUUAUCAGAGAAUCCUCCUUAACCACAACCAGAACUACAUGCUGAGACAUGAGGCUAUGAGCGGCUGAAUUAUCAGAGAAUCCUCCCUAACCACAACCAGAACUACAUACUGAGAGAUGAGGCUAUGAGCGGCUGAAUUAUCAGAGAAUCCUCCCUAACCACAACCAGAACUACAUGCUGAGACAUGAGGCUAUGAGCGGCUGAAUUAUCAGAGAAUCCUCCCUAACCACAACCAGAACUACAUGCUGAGACAUGAGGCUAUGAGCGGCUGAAUUAUCAGAGAAUCCUCCCUAACCACAACCAGAACUACAUGCUGAGACAUGAGGCUAUGAGCGGCUGAAUUAUCAGAGAAUCCUCCCUAACCACAACCAGAACUACAUACUGAGAGAUGAGGCUAUGAGCGGCUGAAUUAUCAGAGAAUCCUCCCUAACCACAACCAGAACUACAUGCUGAGACAUGAGGCUAUGAGCGGCUGAAUUAUCAGAGAAUCCUCCUGUUACAGAAGCAUUAGUUAUUUUGUUGUGAAGAGCUUAUUUCCCAGCAGCAAUGCCUGAACCAGCAAGCCAGCGCCUAAGAAGGGCUCCAAGAAAACUGUAACAAGUAUCAUUUCAUAAAGAGUUAACUUUUUAUUCAGCUUUUAGAAACUAUUGCCUAAAUACACGUUUGCUGGCCUCAGCUCUAAAUUUAGUGAUAACCAAUCCCAUUGUCUAAUCACCUCUGGAGCCAGACUGCUAAUUGAUAAGAUGAACUUGUAAACUUGUUAUCUUAAGUACUGUAAUCCUAUUGUGGCCUGUCAAAGGACAGUGCUCUCUAUCUAAAUGUGUGAUGGCGGAUUUUGUGCUUCCCCCCCCUCUCCCCCUGGGAGUGCCCUGUGUGCAUGUAACCUUAAUAAAAAGCAGGCUGGGCAUCCCAGUCCUGAGUUCUUGUUUGACCCUCAA